AUGGAUAAAAGAAAGUUGUUAUUUGAGGACAAUUUGAAAACCAAUUUCUAGGAUUUCAAUAAUGACUUCAAGGACAAUAAACUCAAAGUCAAUGAUAUCAAAAACAGAGACUAAUCCAAUAAGAGAGUAUCCACCAAAUAACCAUAUGAAGCAAAUAAUAAAUCAAAUGAAUUGAACAAUAAAACUAACUCUAGUUUUUCAAUCUAUCAGGAUAAUGAUACAUCCUAUUUCAGAAAGAGGAUAGAAGAUCUAUAAUUCAGAGUUGACUCUUAGGACUUAAAAUUGAAGGCAAAAGAUAAGGAAAUACAACAUCAACAAUCUUAGAUUAAACAAUAUAUUCUUGAAUUGCAUCAGAUCCAAAUUAUAGAGAAAGAUUAUAAAGAGUAGAUCAUUGCUCUAAACAGUGUGCUCUCCUAAUGGAAAGAUAAAUAUUUUGCCAAUCUCAAAGAAUACUAAUAUAAAUUAGCUACAAUAACUAGACAAGCAUCACAGGACUAGAAUUCUUUGAAGAAAAAAUAUGAAGAAAUCAUAGAACAGCAAUAAAAGGAGAUCGAGUAGAUUGAGUUAAGAUUUGAAAAUGAAAGGGAUAAUAUCUAUAAAUCUAUGGAAUUAUAAAAUAAAUCAUAACAUAUAAAUGAAGAGAUAAAUGUAAGAAAUUCUCUAAGCAUAUAAUAGGAAUUGAUAUCGAAAUAUGAUGAAUUAGAGACUGAGAAUAUGGGAUUAAGAGAAAAAAUACUAGUGUUUGAAGCUAAUUAAGAUGAACUCAAAUUUCACAUCUAAUAAAUCUCUGGCAGAUUAUUAGAACAAGUGAACAAGACUGUUUAACUUGAAUAAUAGAAAUAAUAGGAAAUCUAAAAUUGUUAGAACUUAUUAUUGGCAAAGGAUAAACAAAUCAAUAAUCUGUUAAUACAAAUUGAAGAAUCUAAGAAUGAUGAGUAAUAUCUCGAUUAAGAAAAGCUAGUACAAUUAGAAAAUCUGAACAAUUAAUUAAUUGAGUAAAAUUCAUAAUUAGAAGAUGAAAAUCAAAAAUUGAAAACAUAACAUUCCGAUUAAUUCGAGUAAGAGAAUGAAGAACUAAAACUCAUCAUUCAAAAAUAGAAAUAAUAAAUUUAAAAAUAAUAAUAAGAAUUGACUUAAUAUAUCUAACAAAAAAACUAAUUUGAAUAGCUAUCAAUCUCAGAAGCAAAUUUAAAAUCAUAAGAAUAAUAAGUUGAAUUUAAUGCAAUACUUCAAUAAUUAAGUUAGGCAGAAUAGGAAUGUGAAAAAUUAAGACAAUAGAAUCAUACCCUCUAAAAUAGUAUAUCUAAUUAGUAGAUCUUUGGAUAUUAGAAGGAUGAAUUAUUAGAAUAGAUUGAAUCAUAUGUAAGAGAUAUUAAGGAGAAAGAUGAAGUGAUAUAAUCAUAAAGAAUAAAUUAAAAAGAAUUUGAGAAGGUAUUGGCUCAAUAUAGAGCAGAAAAUAAAGAAUAUAAAACAAAAAAUGAGCUAUUGUCAAAUUAAAAUGAAAUAUCAACACUUUAAAUAGAAGAAAUAUUGAGGGAAAAAUAACAAUUAUAAAAGUAGUUAGAAAGUUUAGCAAAUGAAAAUAAAUUAUAAACUAAAGAAAUUCAAAAUCUCUAAGAAACUAUUAAUAUAUAGAUGAGAAAAGAAAAUGACAAUUCAUUAAUUAUGAAGAUAGAGAAUUUGAAAAACAAGAAUUCCAUUCUUUAAGAAUAAAAUAUUAUGCUUUCAUAAAAGGCAGAUGAAGUUUUGGAGGAAUUUGAACAAAAAACUAAAUUUUAUUAACUAGAAAUUGCUGAAACAUAAGAAUUAUAUAAUUUAAUUUCCCUUUAAUUAAAUGAAAAAGAACUCAAAUUGAAACAACUUGAAGAAAACCUGGUUUUAUAAAAGGAACAUUCGUAAUAACUAUUUGAAAACAAUUAAACUUUGCAGGAAGAUCAAAGGCUAUAUCAUUAACAAUUGUCUAAUUUCAAAUAAAUAACUGAGGAUACUUAAAUCUAUGAUGUUGAUUUUUAAAAUCAACUUUAGGACUAGUAAAUAAAGUCUAAGACUUCUGAUAGAUAAAAAGGCUUCGAAUUUAACAAUGUGGAAGAGCGGUAAGAAAUCACAACUUAUGUGAGUAAAUAAGAAAAUAAUUAAAAUGAAGAGCUUCUAUAAAUGAUAAACGAUUUUGAUUUGUAAUUAAGAUCAGAAAAAGAAUUAAAUGAAAAUCUAAAUCUUCAGCUUCAAAAUUUGCAAGGUGAAUUUUUAGCAUUGUAAGAGGAUAAGCUUAAAUCUUUAAUAUAAACUGAGAAAUAAGAGGAAUAGAUAAAAUAACUAACAUAAAAAUUAACAGAAUAAAAACUAUUAAAUGAAGAUUUACAAUAAACAUAUCAGAGUAAUUUAGAGAUCGAAUUAGAAAAAAAUAAAAACACUUUUGAAAAUACAAUAAACUUAUUGCAAGAAGAAAAAGAUUAACUAAAAUAAAAAACUAUUGAAGCCAUAUAGGAAAACAUCGAUUUAUAAAAUAAAUUAUAAUAGUUUGAAACAGAAUUAUUAUAAAAACAAUUAUAAUUAUCAAGAAUUGAUCAUUAAUAGGUAGUUGAAUCAUAUGAAAAUGAGAAUAGCAAUAACUUUGAACUUGAGUAGUCAACAGAAGGAAGACAAUACUUAAUAGUUAAAAAUGAAAAAAGUGAAUAAGUAAAUAAUUAGUAAGAAGAUGAUGUGUAAGUUUAGGAAUUUAUGAAGGAUGAAAAUAGUUAAAUUAAAAAACUAGAAUAAGAAUUUGAGUUCUAAUAGUAAGCUUAGGUUCCAUUGAAUUAAAAAGGACUGAGAGAAUAAAUAGUAUCUUCAUUUGAAUAAAGCUCAUAAAGUGUAGAAUAAGCAUCAAAUUAAGAAACUCUCGUCUUAAAAUUAAUUGAAAAGAUUAAUUUUGAUGAACACUCUGUUUUAUCAAAUCCAAAACCUGAACAAUAGGAACUAUUUGAGGUCGACUAGCAACCCAAGGAAGUUUCCUUUAACUAACAACAAGACGACCCUUCUAAAAUUUCCAAAGAAUUAGCGAAUAAUUUGAUUAAUAAUGUCUUAAUUGAUGCAAUCGAAUCAGUACUUAAUUUAAGUAAGUGA
This is a messenger RNA of Paramecium tetraurelia, 3102 nucleotides long. RefSeq lists its product as uncharacterized. Lineage: Eukaryota; Ciliophora; Oligohymenophorea; Peniculida; Parameciidae. The record is from RefSeq and is a predicted model, not a curated record. The transcript is spliced from 4 exons.